AUGUGUAACCUGAGAUAUCCUUCCAGGGACAAGAAGUUUAGCCAGAUGGGGGGUGAUGUGGUUGGUUCGUGGAGCGCCCCCAGCUCUGUCCCCGGCCCUGUCCCCCCUCCGGAGGGCGAGACAGAUACUAUGUCCAACGCCCAGAGGAGCACGCUCAAGUGGGAGAAGGAGGAGACUCUGGGCGAGAUGGCCACCGUGGCCCCAGUCCUGUACACCAACGUCAACUUCCCCAACCUCCUAGAGGAGUUCCCAGGUUGGUACAUCAUACACAAAGUUUCUCAAAUGAAAAUGAGAUGAUUUUUGGUUCCGUCAAAUUCAAAAGUUUGAAUUACCUACUACAUUUUUUCGAAUGAAAUAAUUAUGAGCUCUGAAGUUCUGUGACAAACACUUAAAAAGGGGACUGGGAAAGGUAUUGUACUUGGCCGUAUUGCAUGUGUGUUCUAGCGCUACACGUUUUAGUGACUAAUCUUUUUGCUUUCUCAGACUGGGCUAUGAGAGUGAAACAAAUCGCAAAGUUAUGGAGGAAAGCCAGUUCCCAGGACAGGGCCCCAUAUGUGGUAAGUACUUUACAUCCAUGCUGGACUGUGAUGCCCUGCACUUAUUUUGAUCAGCAGGUUUUGCUGAUUGACUGACAAAAGAUAAGAGAAGUUUGUAUAAACAAAAGAAAAAAUACAUGCAUUGAAGAAAAAAUAGCAAAUAUUUUACAAAACACUUAAAACCUCCAACGAAAACUUAGAGCGCUAUUCAAUAAAACAUGUAUUAUUUCUACUUCACCAGAAGAACAUUGUUGUUUGACUGAUUCCACAAACCUGAUUGCGGCUUUUGAUUAAAUGGGGCCCUAUACCUUUUGAAGUGAUGAAUCAAAGGAAAUCAGCCUGAACAAACUUGCUGAAGUAAAUUGUAGAGGCCAUUAUGGAGAAGCUCGAUAUUUGUGCUUGUCUUGUUCUUUUAAUCUGUUUUCUGUUUAUAUUUUAAACCCAAAGGCUCUCGCGCUUUGUCCCUUCUCGUGUCUUUGUUCUGUUUGAAUGUUGUGUCUAGUACAUUUUCCAAAUUAACAGAUAGUUCUUUGAGGAUUUUUCAGGACAUUCAGAAAAAUGGUGGAGCCUUUAUUUGUUCUAGUAGGGUUUUAAGAAGUUAGCAGCUCAGGAAAUGUAUAUGUCUUGCACCAUCAAUUACAAAAUGGACUGUCUCUUCCAAUCCCCUAUCUUCCAGCAAAAAGCACGGGAUAACCGGGCGGCCCUGCGCAUAAACAAAGUUCAGAUGUCAAAUGAUACGCUGAAGAGACACCAGCAUCCUCAGCAGCAGCCGCUGUUGACUGACACCUUUGACCCCAAUAGUGUCCCCUUGGACACUGAGCUGCUCUUCAAAGACUCUCUCAAGCCCAAGGAGUCUGAGCACGAGCAGGAGUGGAAGUUCAGACAGGUAAGAGUUCCUUUGGAGGGUUAACAAGGUGCUGGGAAUGGAGGGAGGGGGAAUAUAAAGCAUUGGCACACUGUAAAGCAGGGUUUCUCAACAACUAUUCUAGGAGUUGUUGAGGAUUCGUUUGGCCUUAAUUUUUAAAUGUUACAAUGUGUUUUGUUUAAACUGAGUCUGAGGGUACGAGAUUGGAUGCAGGAUUGUGGGGCAAUUGCAUGCAUGCCUUUAAAAUAAGAAAUGUUUGUUUAGUGGCUGCCUUGGCAGGUCUUCAGGAAGCCAAAUGGUAUAAGUGGGAUUUUGUUCCUGCAUGUUGAGAAACCCUGGUGUGAGAGAGCAGUGUGCACUUUUUUGUGUGUACAUGUAUUUUAUGACACCAUAAUACACCACCAUAAUAAUCAAGUACCGCAUGUCAGGGGAAUUGUGAGUAGGAGCAAGGUGGUGAGAUUGAACAUAACAUAACCUGGGGGCAUGAAACAGAUUUUUUAUUUAACUUUAUAUAUGUGCAUGGUUGAGUGAGUCAUUUUUAAACAAUACAUUUGGCGUUCUCAUACAGUCUACUAAUUCUUAAUUUGCAUUGAAAAGGGAGAGUUAAAUCAGAUGUGGGGACCCCUUAAGAAGCAGCAGGAAAAGGUCCCAAAAAGCAAAGCCAUAAAAUCAACAAAUAAAGACGUCCUUUUUGGACAUUCCAACCAGGCAACUAUAGCUGCAGGAGGUGGAAAAAUUUCUCUGGUAAGAUUCCCAAGGCGAAGCACUGUUCUGGUAUUCGUCUGCCGAGAACCAAUAAAGCAAAAUUUACAAGGUGUAAGAAAAGCUAACUGUAAAGUGGAGUUGUAGGGAGAAAAGCUUGGUUAACUGGUAAAAUCUGUCCUUGGCCCUGAAAAAACACAGUAACAGCCUCCAGAAGCUUUAUUUCAUCACCAUAUUAUUACAUACACCUUCACAUUGUUCCCUCUUGCAUGGCUUAACAACACACGCUAGACCCACUCAUAUUGAAAAAGCAUUAAAACUUUGUUGUGAGUGAGGGAAAGAAAGCAUUCUUAGCACCAUGUCAUCAUAAAAUUACAAAUUCAACGCUUCCAAAAAGGCUUAAUUAACUGAAGUGUCUCUCCUCCCCUGCUUUUCUUGUUUCCAUGGCAGCAAAUGAGACAAAAGAGCAAGCAGCAGGCGAAGAUCGAAGCCACUCAAAAGCUGGAGCAGGUUAAAAAUGAGCAGCAACAGCUCCAGCAACAACAACAACAACAGCUGUUUAGCAGUCAGUCAGGUGGAGAUACAACCCCUAAUAGUGGUAACCAGAGCCCCAUGACUCCUCAGCCCAGCAAUGGAGGAAAGUCUGGAAACUCGUCCCCACUGCAGCCAAUAGCAUCUAAGGAUGGCUUCGCUAGACCCCAACUCCCGGGCACACCCACCUCUGGGUCACAGGAUGACGUGUUCCUCAGACCCCAGCUCCCACCUCCGUCCUCAAGGACACCCACCCAGGAGACCUCGUACCCCCAGCAGGGGCCAUCCUCCCAGCCCCAGUCACCACAUAUGUUUUCCCCGGGUUCCUCCUCAGGCUCCCGGCCAUCCUCGCCUUGGGAUCCAUACGCCAAAAUGGUGGGCACCCCGAGACCGCCCCCUGGGGGUGGUGGAUCCACCACGCCCCGGCAGAACUCUCUGUCGGAGAUGCAGGAAAGGGGAGGGAGGCCUUCCCCGGCCCACGAGUCGUUUGGCUUGCCCACGUCUGGUAAUGCUGACCCCUAUGCUAAGAUGCCAGACACCCCCAGGCCCCCCGACCCCUUUGUUAAACCCAUGGGACCCGCCAGGGUGGGCCCUUCAGGACUGGGUGAGCAGCAGCAACACCAGCAGGUCCAGGCACAUGAUGAGUCCUCCCUCUGGGGGAGAGACUUUUGCCAGGAUGGGCGGACACCGAGCCGAGGUCUACCAGCGCAUGUCUCACAACCGCAUGAUCCUCUCGGACCCCUACUCCAGGCCUUUGCUCACUCCCAUCCCCGGCAGCAACGAGUCGGGCUCCGUGCCGGUGUUCAAAGCCCCCAUGCCUCCCCAGCAGUCCCAGCAAGAGCCCUACAGUGGCCCUAUGCCUGGGGGACUUAAACGAGGGCCAUCUGAUGGCUUUCCACAAGGACCACAGGCCGACCCUUACGCCCAGCAGCCUCUCACUCCCCGGCCACCCAUGGGGGAAGGGUUCCCCAAUGAGCCCAAGAUGAUGCGCCAACCCCAGGAGGGCCAUUUCGCUCAUCCCAUGCCAAUGAUUAGACACCCUCACAGAAACCUGUAUGCCCAAGCGCCAUCUACCCCGAGGCCGGAUUAUUCACAGCAGAUGUCUGACCCUUACGCCCAACCGCCAGGCACCCCCAGACCUCACUCUGAUGGCUAUGCCCAACCUCCUGGCACCCCAAGGCCACACUCGGAUCCCUCAUACCUGCAGACGCCACCUAGCAUUCGUCUAGACCAGUUUCCCCAGCAGCACCCAGCCAAUCACAGACAGUCUCCAUCUCACUCCAUGGAUCCUUAUGCUUCCAUGCCAGGUACCCCCAGACCAGCCCCAGGGGAUAGGUUUCCCAAAUCCCCCAGUAGUCAAAGGAACAUGGACCCCUAUGCCCAACAACCCGGAACCCCAAGACCGCUCCACACCGACCCUUACGCCCAAGCUCCAGGGACACCGCGACCAGAAGCAGGCCCUGACGCCUUCAAUCGACUAUGCUCCAGACCGAUACCCAUGUCCCAGCUCCCAGCUGACCCCUUCUCCCACCAGUCUCCGGGCAGGGUGCAGGACGUGUUUGCCCAUCCAAGCGCCCUGGGCUCUCAGACACCUAAGCACCCGGGAAAGUCGGAUGAAGGUUUCUCUCUGCCGCAAUCGAAUCAUCACGGUGGUCAAACGCAGAUUCACGACCCCUUUGAACAGGGUCCAAUGACACCUUUUGCCCAAACUUCGGAAAGGCAGGCCCAUGAUAUCCCCCAGUCUAUCAGCAACACUGUUGACGCUCAGAACAGCAUGCUACCACACCUGGGAGACACUGAAGAGAAGCUCAGACAGGUAUUUGCAUUUGGUAGAGACGCAAUGACACUCACAUGGGUAACACAUGAUUUGCCAUAAAACCUUCUUCUGUUUGCAUAGUUAUUGGCAGGUGAUUAGUCAUUCCGCAUUCCAAUAUGGCAGUGCAUGUUGGUGCAACGUGAAACAUUUUUGCUUCUCUGUAAGGAUCCCUAAAAUUCGAAUGAAUGACUAAGUGCAUGAUGUAACUUGCUAAAGUGUACCGUGCUCUCCCCCCGCAGCGCCAGAGACUGCGCCAGCAGAUCCUUAGGCUGCAGCAACAGAAGUCUGCCAUCCGGCAAGAGAAAGGACUACUACAGGAAGCUGUUGCAGCCCCCAGCCCGGGGACACCCCACCACUGGUCACAUGACGAUCCCGCCCCACAGAGCGACAUGUUCGGCAGACCACCACCACCUUACCCAGGACCCAUGAGGGGCGGCCCCCACGUUCCCGGGGAUCAGAGGUUCCCUGGUACCUUCCUAGAGGACCAGCGAGGACACUUCCCCAAUGAGGGACAGUUUGCCAGACCCCACUUCCCCAGGGACAUGGCCAACAUGGGCAACAUGGGCAUGAGGCCACAAGGAAUGAGGUUAGUUGAAUUUGACAGCAUAGAUUUCACUCAGCUGUAGUUUGUUCAAACUUCUUUGUAUGCACAGUCUUUACCCAUAUUCAGCUGUAUAUUUGUAUAAUUGGCUUGCAGAAUUGAUUGCGCCCCUUGAAACAAUUCAAUUAAUACAAAUAUGUUAAACAUGCUAGAAAUGUGUAAUGAAGUGUCAUUAUUGAAGUCCCACUUAGUGUAAUCUUCCUUAUUGAAGAUGUGUGUAGGGCGCAAUCAAUGCUAUUGUGUUCUGCCUGGGAUGUAGUUAUGGAUGAGCAUUUAACAAUGUGUUUUCCAUCUUUUCUACUCUCAGGUUUGGAUUCCCCCCCGGCGCUCAAGGAUCCCUUCAACCAGGCCAGGAGCAACACUUCCUCAGGCCCCUUCACCAGAUGCCUGGCGGGCCCAUGGUCGACAAUGUGCCACCCCAGAUGAGAAUGUCCCACUCGGUGGAGUUUUCCAGGGGGGUCAUGGAGGGCAACACCCAGAUGGGGCUCUCCCCGCACUUCCCCCCACGGGGCCUUCCUGUCCAGCAGCACAACAUCAUGGGUCAGCCGUUCAUCGAGCUCCGCCACAGGGCCCCUCAGAACAGGAUGAGGAUGCCCUUUGGGCAUGGACCUCCCAAUGUCAUGGACCCCUCCAACCAGCCCCAGAUAACACCCCAGGGCUUCAUGGAAGGCCAGGAGAUAGGCUUCGCCGGGAACCAGGGACCCAGAAUGAUGGACCCCAUGAUGGGCAGACCUUCCCAGGGAUCGGUCGGUCACAUGCAGAUGUCGGCUAGUAUGGAGAACCUGCACCAGCAGCAGACUGAAGUUCUGAUGACCACAGGGCAGCAACAGCAUCCUCCACUGAAUAGGUCACUCAGCCACCCGGUCACUGGUGAGUCACUCAAUGCAGCGCCAUCUAGUAUGCUCUUGCCUGGGUCUAGCACCGGUCAAACGGAGGAGACUCAGAUACCCAGUGGAGACGGAAUCGAGGAGAACUUGGAUGCUGAAGACUCCGCAGUGAAGGACCUUGAAGAUGUAGAGGUCAAAGACCUGGUCGACCUGAACCUGAACCUGGACCCGGAUGAUGGCAAAGACCUUGAACUGGGACCCAAUGACCUGCACCUCGACGACUUCCUCAUGUCGGGGAAGUUUGACCUCAUCGCCUACACGGACCCCGAGCUCAACCUGGAGGACAAGAAAGACAUGUUCAGUGAAGAAGAUCUGGACCUGGGCGACCCCAUGGAGGACCACCAACAGGGAGAGACCUCGGACCUCCAGAAAGCCCUGUCGGAGAAGAGGAAAGGCAGCGGGGAUGGCGCAGCCACCUCGUCCCGAUCGGUGGGGAAAUCAGACAAACGGGAGGCCAACGAAUCGAAAGAGACCUUGGACAUGUUUAAAACCGAGGAUACAAUCAAAACGGAGGUCAAAGAUGAACACCAAAAUCAGGACCAGUCUCUCUGCAGUGGCCCGGUGAAUGACAACAGAACCAUGACAAACCAAGAGGGCGCAGGGCUGUAUGAGCAGCCUGGACAGACUGGCUCCGGCUCAACUCCGGUCCUCUCCAGCAUUCUGAUCAAAGAGAAACUGGAAGACACUGGGUUUGGCCCAAACGGCUCUCCUCACCAAGGGGACAUGGCUGCCCAGGCCACCGGGCUACACCCAAACACUGGCAUGCUGAUGCUACCUAGGCAACACGCCCAAGACAACAACAGGCUCAAUCCCAGCGUGGCUAUGGGACAUCGGGUGAGCCCCGCGUUGGUUCAGAGCAGGCUUUCAAUGGGAAACCCAAACCUCAUCUCAGGAGGCAACCACAGCUUCGGGGCCUCAGCCAACCAGCAGGUGGAGCUAAACCUAGCCAUGGUUGGAGCCAGUCAGCAGCCCAAUGCCCACAGCCUGAACCCCCAGGGCCAGCAGGGCAUGUUCCCCCAACAGCAGGGCCCCUCGCUGGGGCAGGCCGGCCCACAGAACAGGCCUCUGCUGCUGGAAGAGCAGCCACUCCUCCUACAGGACCUGCUGGACCAGGAGAGGCAGGAGCAGCAGCAGCAGAGGCAGAUGCAGGCCAUGAUCCGACAGCGCUCCAGCGACUCCUUCUUCCCCAAUAUGGGUAAGGGCAUUGAGCUUCAGAUAGACAUGUCAACUGUUUUGGUCACCCGUUUCAUUUAGUCACACACAUUACCAGGGUGUUGUCAGAUUAGUUGUCUGGGGGUUUUGCAGUCAUUUUGCAUGGUCAUCCUUUUUGGUAUAUAUGAGGAAUAUCAAGCCAUUUCAGUUGGAGCCUCAUGCUUUAUUCAAGAUUUAGAGUGAAAAUAAGUACUUGGCAUUUGUUCAAUUGUAAUUUGAGGAACAGAAUGUUGGACUUCAUUUUUUUUGACAGACACUUUUGGGAGUCUUACUUCACCAGCAUUCCAUCCGUAAUUUAGACAUGAGGGGGGGCUUCUUUUGAAAUGGCUUAAAAGGAGGUCAAACGCUAGGAUUAAGUGGACCUUUUUAUUUUUUAGCAGACUUUGAUGCCAUCACAGACCCGAUCAUGAAGGCCAAGAUGGUAGCCCUGAAGGGAAUCAAUAAAGUCAUGGCUCAGAACAGCAUGGGAAUGCCCCCAAUAGUCAUUAACAGGUAAGACAAAAGCUCACCUUACCGCUAGCUCAUUAUCUGUGCUUGUGGGUAAUAUGUACAUUAAUUUAAAGGCUUUUUGUAAUACUCUCUUGGUCCGUCCAAAACACUAUUGAGAAGCUUAGUAUUGAAUGGGAAAUAUUUAGAAGUCAAUUUAAUGUUCCCUAAAACAACGAUCCUCUCAUUGUCUUUGUGGCAGAAUUCAGCAGACGCCGGGAGCACAUGGACCAGAUGCUGCCGCUGCUCUGCCUAAACAUGUGCUUGGACAGGUAAGCAUUGUGAAUCAACCACUAUCUGUCUGUCGGUUUCAUCUAUUCUGCUAAAAAACAAGGCCUCAUUAUCGUUUGUUAAUUGUCUUCGCAGGACGGGAAGUUGGCUCCACAGAUGGCGAGACCAAACCCCCCGAAUUUUGGACCUGGAUUCAUCAGUGAGUGGACAACCCAAUGUUUUUUUAUUUGCAUUUGAUCAAGACAUCCUUAUUCACUUUAACCAAAUUAUUAAUCAUAGACCAUUCUUUAGGUUUCUUCAGUAUUUCAUAUGUUGAUAUACAAUCCAGGGUCUAUUCGAUUUCACCUAUAUGCCUUUGGCAUUUAUACAUCCAAAGUAAAAAUGGCGCCUAACCCACUCUUGUCUCUCAGACGACAGCCAGAGGAAGCAGUAUGAGGAGUGGCUCCAGGAGACCCAGCAGCUGCUCCAGAUGCAGCAGAAGUUUCUAGAAGACCAGAUUGGGGCCCACAGGAAGUCCAAGAAGGCCCUGUCGGCCAAACAGCGGACAGCCAAAAAGGCGGGCCGGGAGUUCCCUGAGGAGGACGUCGAACAGCUGAAGCAUGUGACCGAGCAGCAGAGUGUGGUGCAGAAGCAGUUGGAGCAGGUAGCUAACUAAAUGUAGCAGGGGUUAAUUACCGGCAUUCCAUGUUGAAGGUUUUGGAAAUAUUUCGAUCUUGGAUUUGGUUUAUAUGUUUUUUACAUUACAUGAUUUGACAUCUUUACAUGGCAUAAUCUGUAAUAUGAUUGGAAAUUCUGACUACCUAAAUAAUGUAACGAAAGAUGAGAGGUUGUAGAUGCUGUCAUCUGUAUGAAGUCGUCAUUCACCUUGGAGAGGUGGAUAAGAUAAGGGAAUCGUAUCUUAAGCCACCUGAAUAAAUUGAUUCUCUCUGAAUCUUUGAGGGUCUACUUUAGGAUUUGCCUCGGCCCUUUUGGAUUUAAGCACCGGUAUCCCUUUGGAUUCUACCUUUAUAGAUUUUCUCUUGAAGUUAAACUCUUGAUAGGCGGCUCUUUAUCAGCUCUUUGAUUUGUAUUCCCGUCCCCUCAUAAAUGGGAUAACACCUCAAUUCUGACAAUCUUAAACUUGAUCAUGACCAUGAACUUUUUGGUUAAAUGUCCUCCUCCUUGGCAACACACACCGAGCACACAAAGCUUGAUUGCUGCAAUACAUCUGCUACUUUUAAAGAACUGCUUGUUUUAUUGAGAAUCAAGGGAAACAUUACGGCCGAAAACAAACCUUUUGACCUUUUCUUAGCAACAAAGGGGUGACUUCGCUAAUUAUUUCCAACUGCGGUGACCUUUUCACUGUGGCGAGGUGCGAGACUUCACUGAUGCAUGAACACCACAGGAGACAGCAGACGUGAUUUAUUCUGUGACAUUAACACACAUCGUCUACUCGUGUCAACAUUUUCACAAGGCUUUUUUAAUGAGGUUUUACUACGUUUAAUAAGAGGUUUUACUAAGUAACUGCCAAAAUAAAGGAAACACCAACAUAAAGUGUCUUAAUGGGGCGUUGGGCCACCACGAGCCGCCAUAACAGCUUCAAUGCGCCUUGGCAUAGAUUCUACAAGUGUCUGGAACUCUAUUGGAUGGGAUGCGACACCAUUCUUCCACAAGAAAUUCCAUCAGUUGGUGUUUUGUUGAUGGUGGUAGAAAACGCUGUCUCAGGCGCCGCUCCAGAAUUGAGAUCUGGUGACUGAGACACACACACACACACACACACACACACACACACACACACACACACACACACACACAGACACAUACACACACUUUAAGCUCCUUUGAGACCCUAUUUCAAAGUCACUGAGUUCUCUUCUUCUAGCCAUGGUAGCCAAAAUAAUGGGCAACUGGGCAUUUCUAUACAUGACCCUAACUAAGCAUGAUGGGAUGUUAACUGCUUAAUUAACUCAGGAACCACACCUGUGUGGAAGCACCUGCUUUCAAUAUACUUUGUAUCCCUCAUUUACUCAAGUGUUCCUUUUUUUGGCAGUAUAUUCUAAGAUAUAAUGAUAAUGUUAUUUACUUAGUAAUGGUUCAAUCUGAUUUCUUGUGAGUAGUGGAUUCAUUGAAACAUUUACUGUAUCAAUAAGCAUUAUCUGGUUCCAGGUAGUUUCUGUGAUUGCCAGAUAAAUACCAAUUCUAAUUGGACUGGAUAGAAAAGUGGUGCCUAAAAAUGUUUCUCAAUGCCUUCCUGGACUGUGAAGAACUGCGUGGGAUCCCUUCAAUCUGCUCAUGUUUCUCUGUUUUCUUUUUCCUCUGUGUUAUUUCUCUCUGGUAGAUUCGGAAACAGCAGAAAGACCAUGCAGAGCUGAUAGAGGAGUACCGUGUCAAGCAGCAGCAGCAGCAGCAGCAACAACGGCCAAGUCUCCAGGCUCCUAUGAUGCCAGGGAUGCCACCCAUGCCAGGGAUGCCUACUCAAGCUGCACCUAUGAUGCCCGGAGCACCCUCUAUGGGCCAGCCAAUGAUGGGGCCCAUGAUGCAAAUGCAGCCCCACCCUGGCCAACCUAACCCUGCCCGCAUUCCCAACAUGCCAGGCUGGCACCCAGGGGGAGUCCAAGGACCGAUGGGAGGCCCAGGUCCAAGAAUUCCAGGUCAAAUGCCCCCACAGAUGCCCCUUGCCAGCCCUGCCCAGUUGCCCCAGCCCCAGUUACCACCCCAGGCCCAACUACCACCUCAGCCCCAGUUACCACCCCAGCCCCAACUACCACCUCAGCCCCAGCUUCAGCCACCACCCUCAAUGGUGUCUGGAGCAAGAGCUACAGCAAUGGGCAACGGAACAGGUGCCCAGGGAGCCAGCGGAGCUAACGAUGGAAGUGGUGGAAACAGCCUCGCUGUGAAAUUUGACGACAACAACCCAUUCAGCGAGGGCUUCCAGGAGCGCGAGAGGCGGGACCGCCUGAGGGAGCAGCAGGAGAGACAGCGGAUCCAGCUGAUGCAGGAGGUGGAGAGGCACCGGGCCAUGCAGCAGCGACUGGAGAUGGAGCAGCAAGGCCUGGGUCUGGGGCCUACUGGGCUCCCACCCGGCUCCGGAGCUACUAACUCCGGAGGGGAUAGCCUGGCCCACAUGCCAUUCUACAGUACUGAUCUUCCCCAAGACUUCAUGCAACCCUCUAAGCAUCAACAACAGCCACAACAGCAGCAGCAGGGGCAGCUAGGGCCCAUGUACCCCCAGCAGAGCAACAUGCAGCCAGGCUUCACCAGCGCUGGUGGGCCGCUCCCAGGUCAGGGCUUCAUGCCGGAUGGUGUGCACAGGCCCAUGCCUGGGAACAGGGCAUUUGGUAGUCCAGAGAUGGGUCCCAAAAUCCCCAUGCUACAGGGGCUCAACUACCCCCCUGGACAGCCCCGUCCUGCCGGGUUCAGAGGCCCUGGGAUGAUGCCUCAGGUUGGGGGCGAGGGACAGGGACCCCCGUUUGGAAUGGACUCAUCCACCCCCCUACCUCCCAACUACCCCGGCUCAGGCCAGUCCUUGAUCCAGCUCUACUCCAACAUCAUCCCAGAGGAGAAGGCUAAGAAGAAGAGGAACAGGAAGAAGAAGAGAGAGACUGUUGACGACGCAGACUCAGUCAAGACCCCAUCCACUCCCCACUCGGACCUCUGCGCCCCACUGACUCCCUCCCGCGUGUCUGACACUUCAUCCACCCGGAGCCUCAGCAUUCCCGGAGAGCAGGAUCUGUCUGAUCUUUUCCUCCCUGUGGGGUCCUCAGGUUUGGCCCCCUCCUCAGAACUGGAGAGGCAGCUCUCGGGCAGCAGCUUAGCCCAGGGUGGCUGCUCCAGCAUGGGCUCAGAGAAUGACAGGGCCUCCCUGUUUGACGAAACCCUCCAAAUCAAGCUGGAGAGGAUAGAGACUGAGUGCAGAGGGGCGGCGGCCAACGACGGGUCUGCCUUGGGGCAGGGUCCCCGAGCCGGGGGGACAGUGAAGGAGGAGGAGGGAAGCGAGGAGGGGCUCUCUUCGACCCUCCACGGUGCCAAAGGGGGCGACGCGGGGAACGAGCUGCUUAAGCACCUGCUGAAGAACAAGAGCACGCCCCCGCUAGUUGCCAACGCUAACCAGACCCCUCCCACACAGCAGAUAUCCUGCAACAGCCUUUGCUCAGAGCAGGAGGCCUCGGCAGACCUCAGAGCCACCACCAGGCCGGCCUCCACCACCAACAACAUGGUGAGAAGGGAAAGACCACAUUCACACAGAAACUAUAAUCAUCACACCCAUAGGAUACUACAUCUUCUGAAAUCAAGCUAUUUGGGUAUAAAAUGCACAAACAAUUGCUUUUCAGUACUACAUUCCUAAAGAAAGCCCUUUGUUGUGUGUAUAAUAGUAGCUCACCAACCUUGCUUGUAUCAUUGUAAUUUCCCAGACUCCCCCGCACAGUCAGCUGAUAGGAAGCACAGAGCUCCUAGAACCCUCGGUGCCGGCGCAGGGCAAGAGGAAGCAGCAACGCAACAAACGGACACCCAAAAACGGGGCGGAGAAACUGCCAUCACGCUACAAGAGGAGGAAGAAGGAGGAAGAGGAGAGGCACAUCAGUUAUUCUAUUACUGACACUCUGCCCCAGCUCAAACAGGUACAGGUCAUAAUGGUCGGCCACCAAACAGUGUUGAUUGGCUUGUGUUUAUUGAAUGUGCAGUGGUGAUUUUAGCAUGUAAAUCUUGGUGAGGGAAACUCCCCAAAACAUUUUUUAGAUGCAUGCCAGCAAAGCUACUACACAACACUAAACAAUACAUUCAUUGCACUUUAACGGUGGCAAACGGUACCCACAAACUGUUAGGGCCUACAUAAGCUGUCUCAACAGCAGAGCUUUCUUUUCAGCACCAUGUAGUGAAUCCUUACCACUGCUACACCUGGCUAUCAGUGGAGCCUUGUCUGGCAGCAAAACAAUUCAUUCAGCCUCAUUUACUGCCUUUUUUUAAAAACAUAGCUGAUAUGGCUGACUUGCUUAAAUAAAUGUGGUUUCUACUGACAAUUGAGAUGUACAAACUAUGGCAUAAGGGGACAACAAGUGGAUAAUCCUUAAUUUUGAUUAAGACAUUAAUGAGCGAGCUAGGACGGACGUAGUCAAUAUAACUAUUUGUUCAGCACUUUUGAAAUGUACAGCAACAGAAUUCAGAACAUGGGCCAUUCUUAGAGUAUUCUCCCUGUACACCAAGUCAGAACCGUAGGAUAAAUAAAGGGGGCAUAUAAGCAGACAAUGAAAGCUCUUACAAUAUUUGAUGAUGACAUUUCUCUAAAACAGGCUAUAUGUGCACCACCAGGUCAGAACAGUAGGCUAAGUUAUGAGGGGGAAAUAGGCCAAAUUAUUAGGGUGAGGCACAUGGGCUACUAAUAGCUUACUACACAACAUACACUUAGUAUUACAUUCUUAGCUACAGUAUAUAUAUCUCCCUGGCAUAUUACAUAAUUUAUGCAGCAGCAUACAAUACAUUUUUGGACUCACCUUGUUGUUCUGUGCUCACUUGAACAGGAAGGUGGUGCGGCGGUCCUUGUGGGCAAACUUUGUCAUCAAAGUCUGGCGUUCUCUGGAUUUAUGGUGCUUUCAAGACAAUUGGGAACUUGGAAAAGAACAAGGUUGAAUCAUGACGUCAGUGAUCUUCAGGUCGGAGCUCUAGAAAGAGGCCAGAGUUCCCAACUUGGAAUUCCGAGUUGGAUGACCGUUCAAAAUGUUUUUUUCAGAGUUUCCAGUUGUCUUGAACUCACUGAAGUCUGAGAUUUCCCAGUUCCGAGUUUCCAGUUGUUUUGAACGUGGCUGAAGUCAUGCUGGAUUGACAGCAUGGCCAAUGUAUUCAACCUUUUCUGGCCCAUGGUGUUGCAUGUGAAUGUUUAUCCUUUUAAGCUUGGAAAAGAGACCCUUAAAUGCAUACUUAGACCACACACCUUCUCCACUGAAUAGCAGGCUAGUGAUUGCUUUGCAACGCUUGCAGUUAGCCACUGAUUCCUUCCACACCACUCAUUGUUGAAUUUGCGAUUUCCUACUUGUUGUGUAAUGUUUAUGUCCAAUGAGCACUGAUACGUUUUAUCUAUAAUUUCUCUUCAUAUGACAAGGAAUUGGCAGUAGAUUGUCGACUUGAUUCAUGAUGAUGACUGCUUGUCUAGCUUGCUUGCUAAGAUUUUGAAGGUAUGAUGUUGACAUGAUCAGUCCAAUCAAAGCUACAGUAGAUAUAACGUGAUUUGACGUCAGUUUAUCUGUGGCCAAUGGCCUUGAGCCUUCUUGGAUGGGCACUUACAUUUUUUUGUAUUUUACCCCCUUUUUCUCCCCAAUUUUGUGGUAUCCAAUUGGUAGUUACAGUCUUGUCCCAUCCCUGCAACUCCCGUACGGACACGGGAGAGGCGAAGGUCGAGAGUCAUGCGCCCUCCGAAACACAACCCAACCGAGCCGCACUGCUUCUUGACACGGUGCCCGCUUAACACGGAAGCCAGCCGCACCAAUGUGCCGGAGGAAACACUGUACACCUGGCGACCGAGUCAGCGUGCACUGCGCCCGGCCCGCCACAGGAGUCGCUAGUGUGCGAUGGGACAAGAACAUCCCUGCCUUCCAAACCCUCCCCUACCCUGGACGGCGCUGGGCCAAUUGUGUGCCGCCCCAUGGGUUUCCCGGUCGCGGCCGGCUGUGACAGAGCCUGGACUUGAACCAGGAUCUCUAGUGGCACAGCUAGCACUAGAGCCUUAGACCACUGCGCCACUCGGGAGGCCCGGAUGGGCACUUCUAAUGUAAAUCUAUGGCAGCACCCAAGGGGCUUGAAUUUUCUCGAUUUCCCUGUAGAUUUUGCGGUGACGUAGUGUCCCAAUGCGUGAGAGAACACUGAGCCAAUCACGGCGCAACUAGAGAACAUUACAUUACCUCUGUAUUUUCCGCUGGCUGCCCCACCACCACAGAAAGCACGGAGCUAGGCUGAAAUACCUGCAUUUUGGAGCAAAAAUGAGACCAUGUUUGUAUGCGGCUUCAUUAACUCAAUGUUUAUACAUUGUUUGCAAACUGAUAUGUGACAUGUAUUAAUGCCAAAAUAACAUGCUCAGCCCCACCUGCCCUGAAUGAAGGGUCGCCACUGUGAAUGUGUUGAUUGGCCUGGUAUUGUAGCCAGGCCUAAAACAAUAGUUUUAUUUAGUACAAAUGUCCAGAUUUUGAUGAUGUGUAAAACAUUUGAUUGAUGGUGUUUAAUGUUGCAUGUGUGUGGUGCCGCUAUGUGCAAAUUAGCACUCAGGCUGCUGAUUUUGUAGAUGAAUGUGGAUCUGAUAUCUUCCUCUGCAGCUGCUUGGGUACAAAUGUGGGUGUUAUUUUUCUGUUUUCUGUUAACACACCUCAUAAAUUACUGUCAUCUUGAUAUGUAAUUACUUUAAUUUAGGUUUAAUUGAACGGCCCGUGGAUUUUUAAAAGUAGCACUCGCAAUUUGUGGAAGGCAUAAACAGAAUAUUACAUGGAAAAUAUAUAAUCAUCUUUAGGUGAUUAAUAAUAAAAUAAGGAAAUUGCAUGUCAUUCAGAUGAUGAGGAGAUAUACCAUGGGUAGCAGUGAACUGUUCUGCUUUUUGUCUGGACCUCCCAUGUCUCCGUACACUUUCGAUAACAGUCUAGGUUAAAAUGACUUCAGUUAAUAACCGUCAAUAGUUUUCAUUCAAUUUCUAGAGCAAAUGUUGAUCCUGUUUAGUGCUUACCUCGAAAGCCUUUGGUCUUACUAACCCUCUUUCUUUCCACUCUUCAACCCUUUCUCUUCCUCUCCUUCCACCCUUUCUCUUCCUCUCCUUCCACCCUUUCUCUUCCUCUCCUUCCACCCUUUCUCUUUCUCUACCUCUCCUUCCACCUCUUCUCUUCCUCUCCUUCCACCUCUUCUCUUCCUCUCCUUCCACCUCUUCUCUUCUCUUCCUCCACGUCCACCCCCUCAGGAUCACUCUCUACUGCCCCUGAUGGAGCCCCUAAUGGGGGUCAACUUUGCCCACUUCCCACCCUUCGGCAGCGGGCAGCUCAACGGGGAGAACAGGCUGUCAGGCUCCUUCGGCAGCGGGCAGCUCAACGGGGAGAACAGGCUGUCAGGCUCCUUCGGCAGCGCCUUGCUCGACGGUGUGUCAGACUACUACUCACAGCUCAUUUACAAGGUGAAGAGAGCACACUGUUAGGUCAAAAUGUGUGUAUGGACGUCCGUCCGUUUUCCAGGUGAAGAGUACAACAAGGUAUAUCAUAGGAAAGGAAUAGAUUUAAUAGAAAAAUAAAAAGGAUACCCGCACACUGUUCAAUGCUCCUGUAUAUUCAAACACAUUUCCCUAGUUGGAUUCAGUUAGGAUGUUGUGUGCUUUGCCAUUUUUGUAGCAGAACAACUUGAGCAACCCGCCCACCCCUCCAGCAUCACUCCCACCCACUCCGCCUCCCGUGGCGAGGCAGAAGAUGGUCAAUGGGUUCGCCACUGCCGAGAACCUCGCCAGGAAAGCCGCCAUCUUGGGCGGCCAUGAUGGUAAAGUAACUCGUUAAAAAUCACUUCGGAGAAGUAAUGCUGUGGUAACAUUGUAGCUAUUAUUAAAGGGAUAUUAAAUAUAUAUAUACAGUGGGGGGAAAAAAGUAUUUAGUCAGCCACCAAUUGUGCAAGUUCUCCCGCUUAAAAAGAUGAGAGAGGCCUGUAAUUUUCAUCAUAGGUACACGUCAACUAUGACAGACAAAAUGAGAAAAAAAAUCCAGAAAAUCACAUUGUAGGAUUUUUUAUGAAUUUAUUUGCAAAUUAUGGUGGAAACUAAGUAUUUGGUCACCUACAAACAAGCAAGAUUUCUGGCUCUCACAGACCUGUAACUUCUUCUUUAAGAGGCUCCUCUGUCCUCCACUCGUUACCUGUAUUAAUGGCACCUGUUUGAACUUGUUAUCAGUAUAAAAGACACCUGUCCACAACCUCAAACAGUCACACUCCAAACUCCACUAUGGCCAAGACCAAAGAGCUGUCAAAGGACACCAGAAACAAAAUUGUAGACCUGCACCAGGCUGGGAAGACUGAAUCUGCAAUAGGUAAGCAGCUUGGUUUGAAGAAAUCAACUGUGGGAGCAAUUAUUAGGAAAUGGAAGACAUACAAGACCACUGAUAAUCUCCCUCGAUCUGGGGCUCCACGCAAGAUCUCACCCCGUGGGGUCAAAAUGAUCACAAGAACGGUGAGCAAAAAACCCAGAACCACACGGGGGGACCUAGUGAAUGACCUGCAGAGAUCUGGGACCAAAGUAACAAAACCUACCAUCAGUAAGACACUACGCCGCCAGGGACUUAAAUCCUGCAGUGCCAGACGUGUCCCCCUGCUUAAGCCAGUACAUGUCCAGGCCCGUCUGAAGUUUGCUAGAGUGCAUUUGGAUGAUCCAGAAGAGGAUUGGGAGAAUGUCAUAUGGUCAGAUGAAACCAAAAUAUAACUUUUUGGUAAAAACUCAACUCGUCGUGUUUGGAGGACAAAGAAUGCUGAGUUGCAUCCAAAGAACACCAUACCUACUGUGAAGCAUGGGGGUGGAAACAUCAUGCUUAGGGGCUGUUUUUCUGCAAAGGGACCAGGACGACUGAUCCGUGUAAAGGAAAGAAUGAAUUGGGGCCAUGUAUCGUGAGAUUUUGAGUGAAAACCUCCUUCCAUCAGCAAGGGCAUUGAAGAUGAAACGUGGCUGGGUCUUUCAGCAUGACAAUGAUCCCAAACACACCGCCCGGGCAACGAAGGAGUGGCUUCGUAAGAAGCAUUUCAAGGUCCUGGAGUGGCCUAGCCAGUCUCCAGAUCUCAACCCCAUAGAAAAUCUUUGGAGGGAGUUGAAAGUCUGUGUUGCCCAGCGACAGCCCCAAAACAUCACUGCUCUAGAGAUCUGCAUGGAGGAAUGGGCCAAAAUACCAGCAACAGUGUGUGAAAACCUUGUGAAGACUUACAGAAAACGUUUGACCUGUGUCAUUGCCAACAAAGGGUAUAUAACAAAGGAUUGAGAAACUUUUGUUAUUGACCAAAUACUUAUUUUCCACCAUAAUUUGCAAAUAAAUUCAUAAAAAAUCCUACAAUGUGCUUUUCUGGAUUUUUUUCCCUCAUUUUGUCUGUCAUAGUUGACGUGUACCUAUGAUGAAAAUUACAGGCCUCUCAUCUUUUUAAGUGGGAGAACUUGCACAAUUGGUGGCUGACUAAAUACUUGUUUUCCCCACUGUAUAUAUAUAUAUAUAUCAAAGAAUCUUUACUGGCAUUGCAAUGGCAAAAUACAAAUUUCUAUGAUCUGAAAAUAAAAAGGACAAUACAUUUUUGUUUUUCAAUGGCUGAAAUAUGUUUGUUGUUGAAUGAACAUUAGUGAUCAAAGGCCUGGGAGCCAAGAAGCUGCCUACAGCGUUCCGGACAGAGGAAGACCUCAUGGCCCAUGCCAUCAACCAGGGGCCCAAGACAGUGGACGUCCCUGCCUCACUCCCCACACCACCCCAUAACAACCAGGAGGAACUCAGGUGAGGACUUGCAAAUUCACAUUUCAAUGGGAUUUUAGAGGCAGGAUAGUUCCUACCUGGCUUCUGAACGAGUAACUGUAGUAACUGUAAUUUUGCUUCUGAGCGGAGAGUGGAGUAUUAAAGACUGACUUCUGCACUGCCGAGCCAAGCUGUACUGCAUUGUCCCACUGGUUGAACUAGUUUCCCUGAUUCUGUGUAUGUCCCAGGGGCCAGGACCACUGUGUAGACAGGGACACCCCCGACAACUUUGUCCCCUCCUCGUCCCCCGAGAGCGUAGUCGGCAUGGACAUCAGCCGCUACCCCGACCUGUCAAAGGUCAAGGAGGAGCUCCCAUCCCCAUGCUCCUCUCCCGUCAUACCCAUGCUGCCUAGCGCCAGCGGGAAAGGUAAGAAUCACACACACACCCCUUUCACUCCUGACUGAAAUAGAGGUACCAAUAAAUUGUAUUUUAAAGUUAUGUUGAGUUAUAAGAAGGUUUGCUUGUUAGUAAUACUAAUCAUUAGGGAGCCAUUGUAUUGGUGAAUAUCUUUUAAGAAUCUUUCCUCAGGCCAGGGUUGUACAAGUAUUUUAACUGCUGCUUUGUGUUAGUUCCUCUGUAAUAUUAGAUUGUCUGGUUGUUUCCUUUAGGAACUGAGAUAAAGCAAGAGGUCAAGACUGAACCGUCGAGCUCCUUCUUCGGGUCCCUGUUUGGACAGCCUCCAUCCUGCGCCAAAGCUGGCUUGGUAUCCAUAGCAAUCACCUUGAAUCCGGUCGCAGCGGAGGUGAGUGGAUAAACGCAACUGUGAACAACCCAUUUUUACUAUUAUAGUUCCGUUUAUUUCAUGUUGUACACAUUUGCAGCUAGAAACUGAAUUGCAGUGGACAUAGUGAAUACAUACAUAAAUGUAAAUACACUACUGGGUAAGCAAGCCAGACCAUAUACAACACAUUCAAGAAAGCUAUUUUCCGUGAUAGUCUCACGUAUAGCAUCGGCAGGGAGGGGUAGGCAACUAGAUUCAGCCACGGGCUGAUUUUUGCCGGAGCAAAUAGACGGGGGGCCGGAAAAAAAUUAUAAUAAUUUGUACAUUGCAAAUUGACCACAACUAAGCCCAAAAAGAGAUUGUAUUUGAAAAGAACAAUAAUUUCAUACCUUGAUUAUGUUGAGACAAUAACAUAUUUAUUUUAUUUGUGGGAAUACUUGGGAACCGAUUUCCUAAAUUAAACUCAUUUUUAGCUGAAUUCCUGGUGAUUUUAGUAACAAAAUAAAUAAUAAUAAUCCCCCCCAAAAAUACAAAACUCACUUGCGGGCCGGUUUUGAGCAGCCUGUUGCCGACCCCUGGCGCAUGGGGCUGUUGUAUUGACCACAUUUACAUCAUUUAGCAGACGCUCUUAUCCAGAGCGACUUACAAAUUGGUGCAUUCAACUUAUGAUAGCCAGUGGGACAACCACCUUUUUGGGGGGAGGGAGGGGUGGGGGAAGAAGGAUUACUUUAUACUAUUCCAGGUAUUCCUUAAAGAGGACCACCACUGGCUAUGAACUUAUUUGACCUCCCUGACCCUUCUGGACCUGCAGAACAUCCCUGGUGUGGUGGCUGCGGUGGCCGAUCUACUGUGUGUGACCAUCCCCGGCAGCUACGAGGUGAGCCGCGGCCCCGAGCGCAGCUCCCUGGCCUUACUGGCUGGACUCAAGGUGCCUCAGACCCAAGGCAUGGACCCCCUUCACGUCGCCAUGCUCCCCCAGCACCAGCAGCCCCCCGCCAUGAGGUUCCUGAGACCCCCCGGACCACCCACUCAUCCCAGAAUUAGCCAGCAGUUUCAGCCCAUCGGCCCGCCCACCAGCGCAGGUCAGUACACACCAGCAAUCCAACUUCGGGUAAGACGAGGGGUGGCGGUCUCUGUAUUUUUGUAAACAACAGCUGGUGCACAAAAUCAAAUACUAAGGAAGUCUCGAGGUUUUGCUCGCCUGAGGUAGAGUAUCUUAUGAUAAGCUGUAGACCACACUAUUUACCAAGAGAGUUUUCAUCUAUACUUUUCAUAGCUGUCUAUUUACCACCACAAACCAAUGCUGGCAUUAAGAUUGCACUGAAUGAGUUGUACAAGGCCAUUAAUCAACAGGAAAACGCUCAUCCAGAUGCAGCGCUCCUAGUAGCAGGGGACUUUAAUGCAGGGAAACUUAAAUCCGUUCUACCUCAUUUCUACCAGCAUGUUAAAUGUGCAACCAGAGGGGAAAAAAACUCUAGACCACCUUUACUCCACACACAGAGACGCAUACAAAGCUCUCCCUCGCCCUCCAUUUGGCAAAUCUGACCAUAACUCUAUCCUCCUGAUUCCUGCUUAUAAGCAAAAACUGAAGCAGGAAGCACCAGUGACUCGGCUAAUAAAAAAGUGGUCAGAUGACGCAGAUGCUAAGCUACAGGACUGUUUUGCUAGCACAGACUGGAACAUGUUCAGGGAUUCUUCAGACAGCAUUGAGGAGUACACCACAUCAGUCACUGGCUUCAUCAAUAAGUGCAUCGAUGAUGUCGUCCCCACAGUGACCGUACGUACAUACCCCAACCAGAAGCCAUGGAUUACAGGAAACAUCCGCACUGAGCUAAAGGGUAGAGCUGCCGCUUUCAAGGAACGGGACUCUAACCCGGACGCUUAUAAGAAAUCCCGCUAUGACCUCCGACGAACCAUCAAACAGGCAAAGAGUCAAUACAGGUCUAAGAUUGAAUCAUACUACACUGGCUCUGACGCUCGUCGGAUGUGGCAGGGCUUGAAAACUAUUACAGACUACAAAGGGAAGCACAGCCACGAGCUGCCCAGUGACACAAGCCUACCAGACGAGCUAAACCACUUCUAUGCUCGCUUCGAGGCAAGCAACACUGAAGCAUGCAUGAGAGCACCAGCUGUUCCGGACGACUAUGUGAUCACGCUCUCCGUAGCCGAUGUGAGUAAGACUUUUAAGCAGGUCAACAUUCACAAGGCCGCAGGGCCAGACGGAUUACCAGGACGUGUACUCCGAGCAUGUGCUGACCAACUGGCAAGUGUCUUCACUGACAUUUUCAACAUGUCCCUGACUGAGUCUGUAAUACCAACAUGUUUCAAGCAGACCACCAUAGUCCCCGUGCCCAAGAACUCUAAGAUAACCUGCCUAAAUGACUACCGACCCGUGGCACUGACGUCUGUAGCCAUGAAGUGCUUUGAAAGACUGGUCAUGGCUCACAUCAACAGCAUAAUCCCAGAAACCCUAGACCCACUCCAAUUUGCAUACCGCCCCAACAGAUCCACAGAUGAUGCAAUCUCUAUCGCACUCCACACUGCCCUUUCCCACCUGGACAAGAGGAACACCUACGUGAGAAUGCUAUUCAUUGACUACAGCUCAGCAUUCAACACCAUAGUGCCCUCAAAGCUCAUCACUAAGCUAAGGAUCCUGGGACUAAACACCUCCCUCUGCAACUGGAUCCUGGACUUCCUGACGGGCCGCCCCCAGGUGGUAAGGGUAGGUAACAACACAUCUGCCACACUGAUCCUCAACACGGGGGCCCCUCAGGGGUGCGUGCUCAGUCCCCUCCUGUACUCUCUGUUCACCCAUGACUGCAUGGCCAGGCACGACUCCAACACCAUCAUUAAGUUUGCCGACGACACAACAGUGGUAGGCCUGAUCACCGACAACGAUGAGACAGCCUAUAGGGAGGAGGUCAGAGAUCUGGCCGUGUGGUGCCAGGACAACAACCUCUCCCUCAACGUGACCAAGACAAAGGAGAUGAUUGUGGACUACAGGAAAAAAAAGAGGACUGAGCACGCCCCCAUUCUCAUCGACGGGGCUGUAGUGGAACAGGUUGAGAGCUUCAAGUUCCUUGGUGUCCACAUCACCAACGAACUAUCAUGGUCCAAACACACCAAGACAGUCGUGAAGAGGGCACGACAAAGCCUAUUCCCCCUCAGGAGACUAAAAAGAUUUGGCAUGGGUCCUCAGAUCCUCAAAAAAUUCUACAGCUGCACCAUCGAGAGCAUCCUGACUGGUUGCAUCACCGCCUGGUAUGGCAACUGCUUGGCCUCUGACCGCAAGGCACUACAGAGGGUAGUGCGUACGGCCCAGUACAUCACUGGGGCAAAGCUCCCUGCCAUCCAGGACCUCUAUACCAGGCGGUGUCAGAGGAAGGCCCUCAAAAUUGUCAAAGACUCCAGUCACCCUAGUCAUAGACUGUUCUCUCUGCUACCGCACGGCAAGCGGUACCGGAGUGCCAAGUCUAGGUCCAAAAGACUUCUCAACAGCUUCUACCCCCAAGCCAUAAGACUCCUGAACAGCUAAUCAUGGCUACCCGGACUAUUUGCACUGCCCCCCCACCCCAUCCUUUUUACGCUGCUGCUACUCUGUUAAGUAUUUAUGCAUAGUCACUUUAACUCUACCCACAUGUACAUAUUACCUCAACUAGCCGGUGCCCCCGCACAUUGACUAUGCAACGGUACCCCCCUGUAUAUAUAGCCUCCCUACUGUCACUUUAUUCUAUUGUAUAUAUAGCCUCCCUACUGUCACUUUAUUUUUUACUUCUGCUCUUUUUUUCUCAACACUUUUUUGUUGUUUUAUUCUUACUUUUUUGUUUAAAAUAAAUGCACUGUUGGUUAAGGGCUGUAAGUAAGCAUUUCACUGUAAUGUCUGCACCUGUUGUAUUCGGCGCAUGUGACCAAUAAAAUUUGAUUUGAUUUGACUUUAAUGUGCCGACGGUAACAACUGAUAGUGAUGGAAGAAAUUCAGUUUCUGGCCCACAGAGCUGGUAAAAUGGUGGUGGAACCAUAUCUUUCAGUGAAACUAUUUCACAACAAUCUCUCUUACGCCAUUUAAAUUAAUAUAUUUAUCAGUGUCAUGUUAUUAACAGACUAACAAUCAAAUGGCAUGUUUUCCUAGCCUAGGAAACUAGGAAACUUGUUCCUAAGCUUUUCAUUUGGGUUAUUUCAAAACAGUAGUUUUCAGUUUGUACAAGCUAUUUUAGUAAGUAGCUUUUAGCUCAGUAAAUGGCAGGCAAUUAAGCGCUGUGAUGAAGUGAUUUUCAUCCCAUUACCCUCGAUCAAGGGAAUUGGCUGUUUCGAACAGAUUUUGGGCAAAAGCUGGGCACGGAAACAUCAGUCUGUGUGAGUCAGAAAACCUCUGUUACUCUCAGUGGAUAGUCCUAUCUAGCCUCUUAUUGAUAUAUAAUAUAUAAUAAUAAUAUGCCAUUUAGUAGACGCUUUUAUCCAAAGGGACUUACAGUCAUGCGUGCAUACAUUUUUUUGUGUAUGGGUGGUCCCGGGGAUCGAACCCACUACCUUGGCGUUACAAGCGCCGUGCUCUACCAGCUGAGCUACAGAGGACCAUUAGUGAUCAUGUCACUAAUGAUUGGGAGGUUGAACCUGUUAGCUCUUUGGCUGCAGACUUUAAAAAUAUAACAUAUCAGACGUCGUCUAAUUUGAUUGUGAAGAAGCCCUUUGAAAUAACCCCAAUGCAGGAUCUGUCUGUUUCCUUCUCGUUCAGCUGUCUUUCGCCCAGGUGUUUUUAGUGACGAAUUGAUGUAAAAAAUAGCAUGUUUUUUACAUUAUAAAAUGUUCUGCAAUGUUGAUGGUCAGUCUGAUUUGAGUUGUUUGUGUUUUAGGUCCAGCUGCCAGGGGUGAGGGGCCUAAACCCCAGUGGUGCUGCCACUGCAAGGUGGUGGUUCUGGGAAACGGAGUGCGCAAGUCCACCAAAGACCUACCCUGCAGCAAACGGGUAAGCCCCAGAUCAGUUGUUGCUCAACUGAAGCAAGUAUUGUUACUUAAUAUGAACAUGUUUAGUCAUUUAAACUGCAUAAGCCUGAAAUGUAAUUCCUUUCUUUUGGUGCCCACUGAACAUUAUGCUGACAUGUCUCUGCUUUCUGCAGGAGAGACAGAGCCGGGUGGAAGGCAUGGUCUUCUGCAGCCGCAGCUGUUUCAUCCUCCAUGCCACGGACACACAGUCCAAAGCCAAGGACAGUAAGGUGUGCAUCUCUAACUGUAGUUAUCCUACAACUCUUGUCUUGAAUCUUCUCUUUUGAUCUCACAUUUACAUUUACAUCAUUUAGCAUACGCUCUUAUCCAGAGCGACUUACAAAUUGGUAAUCUCUUAGCUUUUAGAGAACCUCACUGACACCAGUACGUUAUGUAGACAGACAGACCGACAACAAGACAGGAUUUUUACAAUAGGUUGUAGAUUGCAUAGAGAAUGAGUGGAUUUGUGUUUUCAUGUAAGCGCAGUCAAAAAGCAGGUGGACUAUUCUAACAUGGUCUUACAAUGACCACAGCUGGGCAAACAAAGAUGCUGAGAGUAAUUAGCAUGAGACUUGGCAUUGGAUUCCUAAUGAGUAAACUCUCUUUCGCAGCCAAACAUGUCUCCUCUCUUGCCUGAGUCGUCGGUCAAAGAGAGCCCGUCUAAGGUGCUCCACCAGUACAGCAACAACAUGUCCACACUGGACGUCCACUGCCUGGCCCAGCUGCAGCCCAAACAGUCUGCCCCCUCCAGUCCCCCUCCCAUCUCUUUCCCCACGGAGAAACCUAAGCCGGACACCCUCAAGGUGACGGUCAAGCUCAAGCCAAGGCCCCGGGCGGUCCACUCUGCCAGCGGGGGUGGUGAUGACAUGUCGCCCCGCCACCACAAGCGCUGGAAGGGCCUGCGCUGGCGCAAGUGGAGCGUGCACAUCGUGUUUCCCACUAGGGGCAGCCUGCUGUCCUCUCUGCCCGGUGAGGAUGAGGUGGACGAGCUGCUGAGGAAGCUGGGUGCCUCUCUGCGUCCCGAUCCCCUCCCUCGCGACCUGCGGCGUUGCUGCUUUUGCCACGAGGAGGGCGACGGCAUGACAGACGGGCCUGCACGCCUCCUCAACCUGGACCUGGACCUGUGGGUACACCUCAACUGCGCCCUGUGGUCAUCGGAGGUGUACGAGACGCAGGCGGGCGCCCUGAUCAACGUGGAGCUGGCGCUGCGGCGGGGCAUGGCAGUGCGCUGCACCUACUGCCAGCAGACAGGGGCCACCAGUGGCUGCCACCGACUGCGCUGCGCCAACGCCUACCACUUCACGUGCGCGCUCAAGGCCCAGUGCACCUUCUUCAAGGACAAGACCAUGCUGUGCCACCUGCACCGGCCCCGUGGCAUCGGCAGUGGCGAUGGGAGAGGAGGCGACAGGGUCUUGGCGCCCGCCGCUACCCACCACGACCACGAGCUGCGAUGCUUCGCAGUGUUCCGCCGCGUCUACGUGCAACGCGACGAGGCCCGGCAGAUGGCCAGCAUCGUGCAGCGUGGCGAGCGCCGGCACACGUUCCGCGUGGGAAGCCUGGUGUUCCACACCGUGGGUCAGCUGCUGCCCCAGCAGAUGGCCUCCUUCCACUCAGCAAACGCCAUCUUCCCCGUGGGCUACCGGGCCAGCCGCAUCUACUGGAGCACACGCCAUGGCAACCGCCGCUGCCGCUACCUGUGCUCGGUGGAGGAGAACGAGGGCCAGCCGGAGUUUGUGGUGCGGGUGAUAGAGCAAGGCUACGAUGACCUGGUGCUCACCGGCGCCUCACCCAAAGGUAAGAGGGCAGGGUGGGGUGAGAAACCCACCGGGGUCAAAUACAUAAGUCAAAUACUUGAGGUGCAUGGAACCAAAGGAAUAGUCCAAAAUGUGCAAACAACUCAAAAGCUACAUCAAGCUCACCUCAAAUACUUUGACAAAUGCAUUGGUCUGGUGUAGAAACCAGGUGAAGGAUGGUUAGAAAACCAGACCAAAUAUGGGUUAGGGUUAGAUUUACACAAACUAAAACUAUACACAUCCUGAUAAAUGAAUCUAGUAACAUCUAGUUACCCUGACUGUUGAAUCUCCCCCUUGUGUUGUAGGUGUAUGGGACAAGAUUCUAGAGCCUGUGGCUGAACGGCGUAACGAAUCAGGAACUCUGAAACUGUUCCCUGUCUACCUGAAGGGAGAGGACCUGUUUGGAUUCACCGUCACCGCUGUCACCAGGAUCGUAGAAUCGGUAAGAGCAGAGAUAGAGAGGGAUAAUAAAAUGGAUAGUCAGAGUUUAACGUUUUAGGUGAGCAGUUUGGUUUUGACUUUUGAAUGUUUUCAAAGGCCAUUAGUUUGGGCAAAUUUAAAACACUUUUGUUAAAAGCUCCAAUACAAAAUAACUUCAACUCCAUUAAGUGCUUUAAAUGAAAAGGCUUUCCAUAUGCACUCUUAAGUACUUUGACGGAAGGUUCUCCAUCAAACACACUUUUUUUAUCUAACUUUCCAUUUGAUUAUGAAAGCACUUUUUCAAUCUAAGGUUAAGUGGUGUAAUUUUUAAAUUCCCUGUAGGAAAAACAGUUCAAUAAAUCCACUUAUGCAUCAUAAUGGAAACCUGAAAUGUACUAGUGAGUGUUUAAAGUAAGAUGAAUACUUGAUUGCAGCUUGUAAUGAACAACUAUCGGUCAUUAUUGACCCAUUUUAAUGGAAAAUGUAAAUAAAAUAUUGUUUUUUUGUGUGUGUGUGCGCGUUUCCCAGCUCCCUGGAGUGGAAGCCUGCGACAGAUAUACUUUCCGGUUCGGACGCAACCCUCUCAUGGAGCUCCCCUUGGCCAUAAACCCAACUGGCAGUGCCCGCUCAGAACCCAAGGCCUGCAGCCAUGUCAAGAGGUUGGUGUUAAGGUAUUCUGUGUCAUUUUACACUUUUAAGUUCCUGCCAUGUUUGUUUCGGUUGACCACUGUUUUCUCUCUGGAACACUCUUUGUUCCAUUCACAACAAGGUGUUCUCUCGCUCGCUCGCUCGCUCUCUCUCUCUCUCUCUCUCUCUCUCUCUCUCUCUCUCUCUCUCUCUCUCUCUCUCUCUCUCUGUCUCUCUGUCUCUGUCUCUGUCUCUGUCUCUGUCUCUCUCUCUCUCUGUCUCUCUCUCUCUGUUUAAAUCACUGGACAGCUCAGUAACAAAAGAAAACUGGCUUCCCUCAUCACUCUUUUCUUGUGAAAUAGUCAUCCUUCAUUGUCACAUCUGUUUUCAGUCAAUAUUGUACAUAUUACUGUUUUUAGUGCCCCGAUGACGCAUAAGUGACACAUUCGCUGUAAAAUAAUGCUAAUGUUAAACAUCCUGGGUUCCUGGAAUGGUACUUACCCUUACAUGUUGAGCUAGAUGUUGGUAUAUCUGCUAGAUAGAGGAUCUGCUCCCAGCCACACAUGAACUGCCUUUCCACCCCAAUAACUCUUGCUCGCUUCUCGUUUGGUGGAACACCACUUUCCCGGAGGACCCAAAUGAAGCCUAUUCCUGGACCUUUAAAUGGAGAUGAUCCAUUGAGCAUGUCUGUUAGUCAAGGGUUAGGCUCAAUCUGUGUCCAGAAAACCACCAUAUAUGCAGUCCCACUCGCCAUUCAAUCACCUGUCCACCAUGCAUAUAGAUAGAAUAAGACCUAAUAGAAUGGUAGUACUGUCUUUCUAUGGUCAUACACUACUUCCUGCUGUUCCUGUGGGAAUGCUUCAGGGUGUCUCUUGUAUGUUUUGGCUCAUCCUCUUUCCAUAGACCUCACACUUUGUCCAGCACCGGCGUCUCCUCCUCUAAGUCCAUGCGGACAGUUGGCAGCGUGGGUGUGGUGGAAGCACCAGAAGAGGUGAUCCCCAAGCAGUUUGCAUCCGUCCCCUUCCAGUACCGACGCAUGAAAGCUGAGUGGAAGAGCAACGUGUACCUGGCGCGCUCCCGCAUUCAGGUGGGCACCUCUGUCACUCUGUGCUAGGGCUACAUGCAGUCUCUACACAGGCACUGAUGCAGAUUCAGUAUAUUUGUCUAACUUAUUCAGGCAUUGGAAUAUCUCAAUCAAUUUUGCUUGAUGCACAUUGAUUGAAUUCAAUGGUUGCUUUUGUGGAAAGUACAAGUUACCUGUUGGGUUAUGAGGGGAUGACUGACAUGGCAUCAUUUCAUAUCAUUCAUAGUGGUCGUUUGCUUUCAGAUUCAUUUAGUUCAGUGUUUGAGGUGUUGAUCCUCACUGUGUCUGUUCUGGCAGGGGUUGGGUCUGUAUGCUGCCAGGGACAUUGAGUCCCACACCAUGGUGAUUGAGUACAUUGGUACCCUGAUUCGCAACGAGGUCGCCAACCGGAUGGAGAAGAUGUAUGAAUCCCAGGUGAGUUCAGAAACAGUCAUUGCCAAAUGUUUCCCACAAGACUAAAUAUCAUCCCCCUUCAUAUCUGGCCUCUUAAAAACAUCUACAUGACAGCAAAAGAGAAGAAUGGCAAUUUUGUAUCUUCCAUGUUAUUCUCUUGCUGUGGUGCAGAACCGUGGAGUCUACAUGUUCCGCCUGGACAGUGACCAUGUUGUCGAUGCCACCAUCACUGGCGGACCAGCAAGGUAAGAGUUUCCUACGUUCAGAAUACAUCAUUUGACUACUUGUGUCUUGUCGCUAGCAUGUAGGAAAGACAUUUACCUUUGGCAUCAUCCUCAGAUACAUCAACCACUCCUGCGCCCCCAACUGCAUCGCCGAGACCGUGAGCUUGGAGAGAGGCGACAAGAUCGUCAUCAGCGCCUGCCGCAAUAUCCAGAGAGGAGAGGAGGUAAGAUAUCCUCCUUUCAUUAGCAAUAUGCUUCAUUAUUGGAAGUAGAGACUGGAGACAUAGACAUAUUGCACUGUAUCUAGUGGCUACCUCAGCCAUGUAACGUCAGCUAAUGUUUAAGAAUGGUCUCAUCAUAUCAAGCAUGCAUAGAAUUGUGCAUCAUUAUCGCAAGUUUGUCAUUGAAGUAAAGCACAUGAAGUUUUGACCUAGUAAACUCCAUAUUCAUAGGGCCAUGUUGAACUGCUUUCUCUCUCUCUCUCUUAGCUGUGCUACGACUACAAAUUUGACUUGGAAGACGACCAGCACAAGAUCCCUUGUCACUGUUGUGCGGUUAACUGCCGGAAAUGGAUGAACUAG
Messenger RNA from Coregonus sp. 'balchen', 29151 nucleotides. The record is from the annotation of a GenBank genome assembly. Lineage: Eukaryota; Metazoa; Chordata; Actinopteri; Salmoniformes; Salmonidae.